AUGUCACGUGUCACCCGCGAGGCCUUCUGCAGUUCUUCCAGGAAGCGGCGCUCCUCGUGCCGGGGUUGCAUUGCUCCGAUGCCCAUUGUGAUGCGAAUGGCAAGAACAGCAACCGGAGAAGUCGUGAUGGCUCAAGUUGCAAAAGACUGCCAGGUCCUGUCUGUGCCGGAACAUGGGUGUGGUGGCAAGGAUUUGGGGCGCCUUCUCCUGCUCACGGCGCAGAACAGACACCGGCCAAAAUGUCCGAAGCCCUGA
Symbiodinium necroappetens is the source of this 255-nucleotide messenger RNA. Lineage: Eukaryota; Dinophyceae; Suessiales; Symbiodiniaceae. The record is from the annotation of a GenBank genome assembly.